Effrenium voratum is the source of this 279-nucleotide messenger RNA. The record is from the annotation of a GenBank genome assembly. NCBI's taxonomy places the organism in Eukaryota, Dinophyceae, Suessiales, Symbiodiniaceae.
AUGGGCGACGAUGACCUCGAUGAGCUCUAUGAAGAUGUCGUGGAUGCGUUGCAGGGCUCCUUGAAGGUCCCCACGCUGAACCCCCGGCUGCGGAGCCGUCUGGAGCUUUGCCGGAAGGUGAUGCGGGAGUGUGACGACAGCUACUGCAAAGAGCUCUGGGAACAAGAGGAUCGCGGCCAGCGGCGUCGCAGGAGAGAAGACGAAUCUGGGAGCUCCAGCGACUCUGAAGCGCAGCCCGGAGGCUCAAAGAAGCAGCGUCUCGAGUUGCCCUUGGCGUGA